Messenger RNA from Chaetura pelagica (chimney swift), 6663 nucleotides. It is a transcript of the gene MKI67, whose product is annotated as marker of proliferation Ki-67. The transcript has 16 exons. The record is from RefSeq and is a predicted model, not a curated record. Lineage: Eukaryota; Metazoa; Chordata; Aves; Apodiformes; Apodidae. Gene Ontology annotation, biological process: regulation of chromosome segregation; regulation of mitotic nuclear division. Gene Ontology annotation, molecular function: protein binding. The coding region runs from base 1 to 6663 and encodes 2220 amino acids. Gene Ontology annotation, cellular component: nucleus; chromosome.
AUGCCACGCUUUGGGAAUAUUGUUGUGAUUAAAAGGAAUGGGACUGAUGGAAUUACCUUUCCACUCACUGCAAGUUCUUGUUUAUUUGGAAGGAGACCAGAGUGUGACAUUCGCAUCCAGCUGCCUCAGGUCUCAAAAGAGCAUUGUAAAAUUGAAGUAAACGAAAACAAGGAGGCAAUAUUGACUAAUUUAAGUACAGUAAAUCCCACCAAGCUGAAUGGAAGUUGUUUUCAGCAACCUGUACCUCUGAGGCAUGGAGAUGUGCUAACUAUUAUUGAUCGUUGUUUCAGAUUUGAAUAUCCUGUCCAGUCAACUCCAAGAAAGAGGCGUUCCAGAUCUCCAAAAGAUGAGACACUGCAGGUCUGGCCAGAUAAUGCUGAGCGUGAAGAAAACAAAGGCAAUGAAAAUAAACAAAGUACAGAGGAAAGUAUUUCCAAAGCUUUACCUGUCAAACUACAAACACCCAAAUCUUCAUGCAAAAUCCAGCAAUCUACUAAAAUACAAUAUGAAAAGUCUCCUUUUAGUCAGCUGUAUGACAAACUGAAGCAUGACUUUCAAGUGAAAAAAUCUCAACGAGGUGCAAAAGAAGAUGGAAAGAGCGUUGUGCUAGAACCAAGUGCUCAGAUUUUGUCAUCCAGAUGUGGUUGUGCUCUGGGAAGCCUGAUGAAAGAAAAAGAAAUAGGUAGAAGUGAAAAUACUGAAGCAGAGUUUUACGCAAAAGAAGAUGGAAAGAGUGUUGUGCUAGAACAAAUUGCUCAGAUUUUGUCAUCCAGAUGUGGUUGUGCUCUGGGAAGCCUGAUGAAAGAAAAAGAAAUAGGUAGAAGUGAAAAUACUGAAGCAGGUAAAGUAACAGAUGUCAUCAUUUCAGAAUUUAACCGGUUCUCACCUGUGGGAAGUUCUGCCAAGAAGAGUUUUACCAGAACUCCUCGAGUUUCUGUCUCAAGAUAUAUUAGUAAAAUGAAUCACUUGCAAGGACUUAAGGAACUAAGUACAGCAGGGGAAUCUACAGGGACUGAAGAUCCAACCAAACCCAGUGCACAGAAUGGUGGAAAUGCAGCAUUUUCCCUGAGGCAGUGCUCCAUUGAACGCCUGGACUGUCCGGAUAUAGUGAAAAUCUACAGCUCUGCACUAACAGCAGAUAAACCAGGACAAACAACAGACAUAACAAAUGCUUCUGAAGCAGAGAAAUAUGUUCUGUCUGAACCAGCACCCAGAAGGAAGAGUCCUCGUUCUCAUUUUGUAUCACCUUCCAAAGAACCUAGAGGAGUGGCUCCUGGAAAUCCUGAUACUCCAAAAACUGGACAACGUAUGUCAUUCAAACGUAAGUCUUUUUCAGGAGCUUUAGCUGAAGGUCAAAGAGAAGAUGCAGUCUGCAGAAAUGAUGGCCUCCAAGAACCACCUUUGGCAGAAAAAUGCUUAAAACAAAGGCGAAAUAGUACACUGCACACACCAGGAAAGCCUGUAAAAGAAGAUGUGCUGAAAGCAACUUGUGAUCAGGCAAACCUUGCUAACUCAAAAGAUGGACAUCCUGAAACUCCUGCCUCUAACUCCAAGAGUCCCAGAAGAAACAGCAGGCGAAGUAAAGAAUUAGCAAACAAAAGUGUCCUUUCAGAGACACUGGCUUCAGAUGAGGUAACAUCAAAAGUGGCAUCUCCUGCUAGUCAGAAAUCUGGCUCUGGAAGAAAGAGGGGCAGGCCAAGGACCUCUGGACUGCCAGCUGAAAAAACAUUGGAGACAAGUGCUGUUGCAGAGCAUGACAACAAGAGUACAGCCAGAGAAGAGAGUGGAAGUCAUGAGGAGCUGCCCAUAAAGGGGGAUCAUCAGACACAGCAUUUGGAAGAUCCCAGCAUUACAAGACCUCAUAGAUUGUCCUCAAAGAGAAGGUCUUCUGGUAGUGCUACUGAACUGAAAGACAAUGAGACUGUCACAGAAAUUGGUAUUUCUGGCCCACUGGCUGAGGAAGAAUCAGGCAAGAGAAAAAGGGUAUCCCAGAAGAGGAAGAGUGGUGAUUUGCUACUUCAGUCUUCGGGGAAAAGAAAGAGGGUGUCCUUUGGUGGUCACCUGAGUCCAGAACUUUUUGAUAAAAGUUUGCCUCCCAACUCCCCCCUUAAAAAAGGAGCAAUUCCUGCCAGGCUCAGCUUGCCCUAUGGAAACUCACCACGUGCUGUUCUGAAAAAAGUUCAGGGCCUGAAGCACUUUGCAGUCCAGGAACUUUCUGAACAUUUGCAGAAGAAAAAAAUGUCACCAAAAAAAAUAUUAGCCCAGAAGUCCCCAGCUGCCUCAUCUCCCUCCUCUGGGAAGGCAAGACCUGAAUUUCCUUUGGGCUCUCCAGCACCUUUUGCAAAAGGACGUUACUCUGUUGCUCGUAUCACGACCCCAUCUCCAAUUGCAGAAGAGAAGGAGGCUGGUGCAGAUGCUGUGAAUGCAAAGGAGAGAAACAGUGCCCGAGUGAAGACACCCAAAUCUUCUAAUGUUAACCAAGAUGAUAAAACCUUUUCAGUGGCUACACCUGACAAAUUAACCAGAAGUGCACAACUUGCUUUGAAGGCCACUCCCACGAAGAGGAGGAGCGGGGCCGUAGCAGCUAUUAAUGCAAAAAGAAGAAGUGGUGCCUCUAGUGCCAAUUUGCUAGUUGCAAAAUCUUGGGCAGAAGUGGUAAAAUCAGGUGUUGCAAGACCACAGUCAAAGGCUGUUAAAAGAAGUGUCCGAAAAAGAAGACCCCUCAAGAAGACAACUCGGGCACCAAAGACUCCAGAAAAAAAAAUCAAAGGUCACAUCAGUACAGGUCAUGCAGAGUCACCUGAUACAAUAGUUGUAGGUAGAGCUUAUGCCACCAGAGUAAGAACAACUGGACAGGUGCCUAAAGUGGUAAAAAAUCCUGUCUUGAAGUUAAACAGGAAUAUGGAUGAAAGUUUCACAGGAAUGACUGAAAUGUUCCAAACUCCAGAAAAUAAGAGUGGGAAUACGUUCUCUUUGGCCACUGUUGAGAAGACUGAUUCUACACCAACGUGUAAUGCAGUGGAUAUUUCUGAGUUGCAGACUCCUGAGGAAUCUGGAGAGAUGAUGGUGUCACCAUUAAAUAGUUCAGAUGCUGCAGAACAGGAACAAGAUAGUCCAAGCAUUUAUCACUUACUGAGAGAGAACGAGUCUCUCAAGUCUAUGUUUGAUGCAGUAUCCACAAAAACUCCUGAAAAAAGAAAAACUAUGCUGGAAGAAAUUGGUAGUGGGGAUAGUUUGUCAAGAAUUCCAGAAAAAGAAGCAUCUCAAAUGAUGUCAAGAAGAAAAAGGAGGACUUCAAAACAGAAGUUGGAGCCAGCUGAGGUCAUGUCAGGCACUAAGCAGCUUUUAAGGACCCCAGAGCAAAGACCGGAACUGGUAAAGGCCUUAUCAGGCAUCAAGCAGCUCGUGAAGACCCCAAAGCAGAAGCCAGAGCCUGUUGAGGUCCUAUCAGGCAUCAAGCAGCUCAUGAAGACUCCAAAGCAGAAGCCAGAACCUGUUGAGGUCCUAUCAGGCAUCAAGCAGCUCAUGAAGACCCCAAAGCAGAAGCCAGAGCCUGUUGAGGUCCUAUCAGGCAUCAAGCAGCUCAUGAAGACUCCAAAGCAGAAGCCAGAGCCUGUUGAGGUCCUAUCAGGCAUCAAGCAGCUCAUGAAGACCCCAAAGCAGAAGCCAGAGACUGUUGAGGUCCUAUCAGGCAUCAAGCAGCUCAUGAAGACCCCAAAGCAAAAGCCAGAGCCUGUUGAGGUCCUAUCAGGCAUCAAGCAGCUCAUGAAGACCCCAAAGCAGAAGCCAGAGCCUGUUGAGGUCCUGUCAGGCAUCAAGCAGCUCAUGAAGACCCCAAAGCAAAAGCCAGAGCCUGUUGAGGUCCUGUCAGGCACAAAGCAGCUAUUUAGAACCCCACAGCAAGAGCUGGGAGCUGUUACAGAUGAACUUGCCUUUAGAAGACUGCAGAAAACUCCAGUGCAAGAAAAGGAAGCAGUAAAAGAUGUAGCAGGUGUUACUUUCAUCAAGAGAACUCCAAGGGUGAAGUCUCAACCAGUAGAAGACAUGGUUGGGGUCAGCCGUAUUUUCAAGACACCAAAGGAAAAGGUUGAACCCAUAGAAGAUAUGUUUGGUAUUAGUAGACUAGUGAAGACUCCAAGAGAAAAGUAUCAAGCAGUGGAUGAUUUUGUGGGUCUGCAAAGACUCCUGGCAGAACCCAGGCAGAAAUGUUCUGAUUCUGAAGUGGACUAUGGUGGAGUCACAGAGAUGUUUGGUACACCAGAGGAAACAAAGGUCAGAUCAGUAAGUGUUAUGGAUUCUAAGCCAGAAGACAGUGCAUCUCCUUCUACACAUUCCAAUCAAAAACACGAAGACAAAAGAAAUAUCUCACAAGGUGAAGAUUCUCAACAGAAGGAAUCAACCAGUGAAGACCAGUCUACCCAGAGACCGAAAAGGGGCAGAUCAAGGAAGACAGCAGAUCCUACUUCAGCAAAGCAGUGUGAAAAGGAUUUGAAUUUAAAAGAAUUGCAAGAUCUGGGAAAAAAGAGCACCCAAGAGGAGAUGGGAGAAAUCAGUACUUCAACUGCAGUAGCUAAAAACAGAGGGAGAGGAAGGAGAAGAAACUGUUGUAUACAAGAAGAAAUUGAUUCAAAGCACCCUGUUCAGGAAAAAGUAGAAACUGUGUCAGUUGUGGAACCACAUGGAGCUACUCAAAGAUCAGGACAAGGUAAAAGGAAAGAACGGAAGGAGUUAAAAGAUCCAAGUGAGAAUCCUGAGUCCUGUGGGAAAGAUUCUUCAGUGCUACAAAAAGAACCGGAGACAAUGGGACAGAUUUUGCAGGUGUAUGGCAUAUUAGAAACUGAGGGUGAUCCAACCAUGAGGAGAGUAAGUGCAUGCAGGAGUACUCAAACUGAAAAUUGUCAAGUGCAAAUGGGUUUAAAAAGUCCUGAAAACAAAUCUAAUGAAAGUGGUAUAGAAGACAGUGAAGAAAUGUUUCUGUCACCUGCAAAGAAGUCUAGAGGAAUAAAGAAGGUAGAAAACACAGAACUACUGAUUCCACUUAGAAGAGGAAGAAGAGCUAGAAAUGACCAAGUUAAACAAACUGCUUCUGAGCAACUUCACGGGACAAGGAUGCUUCGCAAAGUCCCGUCAGCAAAGAUGAUAAAAAGAGAUGAACAGACUUGUGAACGAGAUACUGAGGCUGCACCAGCAGAAGAAGCUGAAAGCAAAACCAAGCUUGAAAUAAAGAUAACAGAGAAAAGAGUUAAGUCUUUAAGAAGGGCCAGAAAGCACUCAGCUGAUGGAAAAGCUGACACUUGCGGGAUGGUGCUUGAAAACAUACAGAACAUUCAGAAAACAGAGGAAACUUCAGCUGAUACUGAAGCACAGUCAUGCAUCAAAAAAGAGAUUACAGUGUCUCAGGGAGAUGAAACAGGAAAUGCUCAGGAAAAUACAACAGAGGCAUCUCCAAGAUUAAAGACAGAGUCAUGUUCUGGAGACACAAACAAUAUGGCAGUUACUGCUCUUACCUUGGAAGUAAACAGAAGUGCAGUACAAGAAACAAACAGAACUAGAAGGAGGAGAGGGAAAGAAGACUCUCUGGAGAAGAAGACUGAUGAAUUUGCUGAAGAUGUAAGCAACCUAAAAAUAGUUACUCCCAAAACUAAGUCAGAAACAGCAAUGGAUAAAUCUCUCCAAGAUUCUUUGGGCUCUGUUUGUAUCGAGAAUAAGCACCACAUGGCUGCAGCAUCAGUACCUGCUGCCAACAGUGCCAGUCGUGCUCGUAGCCAUCAAAAGCGGACAAGAAAUGAGCGGGGAAUACUUAAACCAGAGCCACCUGGAACUCUGCAGGAGAAUCAAGCAGAAAAUGGUGAAACUUCACAUAGAAGAGGUAGAGGUAGAAAAGUUACUUUUGAACUUGAAGAAGCAAGUUCCAAAACAGUGGGAGGAAAAGGGAGUUCAUCUGCGGAUGACAAUGGAAUGACUUGCAAAGGUGGUCAACAUGAGGCUUCAGAAAAUCCUUCCUCACAAGUAAGGAGGAGCAGAAGAAAGCAAGUUGCUUCCCUACCACAGAUAGAUUGUUCUACCUUUAUGGAAGAACAAACACUGAGUGCAGAUAAUUGUAAAGAUGAGGCUUUUGUAAAAGAGGAAGAUUCAGCUUUGGAAGCUGCUCCCUCUUCAACAGAAGACAAGCCACUGAGGAGAGGCAAAAGACAAGGGGUUGCUGCAGCAUCACAAGCAUCUAGAUCUCUUUCUAUCAGAACAAGGCGUGGGUUGCUAGAAGGUGAUGAUAAAAAGAUGACUGAGAGAGAAGAUCAAAAUUCAGCUUUGGGAAAUAAAGCUUUGCAGGAAAAAGCAAAUGUGUCGGCAAGGGACAAAAGGAAGAAGAUUGAUCUAGCAGCAGAGGCAAAAAGUUCAUCUUCUCUCCAGAGAAAAUGUGGCUUGUCAGAUACUGAUGAUAAAGAGCAGAGAACUAAUGAAGAACAAAACAGGCCUUUGGAAACAAGAGUGAUGACAAUAGAAGGCUACAAAAAGGGAAAAGAAACAAAACUAAAGAAGAACUUGGUGAAGAGGAUGGAAGGGCCACUCAGACUGCUGGAGGGAUGGACAGGAAGACAAGAUCAAGCUCAAGAACAAGUGCAAGAGCAAGAAAAUGAUCUAAACAGUCAGAGACCCAAUUUUUAA